Molecule: messenger RNA, 291 nt
Organism: Diutina rugosa
Lineage: Eukaryota; Fungi; Ascomycota; Pichiomycetes; Serinales; Debaryomycetaceae
Exons: 1
Coding region: 1-291 (96 amino acids)
Biological process (GO): tubulin complex assembly; post-chaperonin tubulin folding pathway
Cellular component (GO): cytosol; microtubule cytoskeleton
Molecular function (GO): beta-tubulin binding
Source: RefSeq, a predicted model, not a curated record
AUGCCUCCUCUGACACUUGAGAUCAAAGUCAACGCCAUCAAACGGCUUACGAAGGAACGGGGGAUCUACGCCCAGGAGGUGAAAGAUCAACAAGCACAGGUCCAAGCUCUCAAAGACCAAGAUGCCGACGUCUACGAGAUCAAGAAGCAAGAGGAAGUGUUGGAAGAAGGCCAGAGAAUGAUCCCUGAGCUUGAAGACAAGAUUGCCACCCAUAGGCAAGCACUCAAAGAGUACUUGGAGACGUACCUGGGGGACGAAGAUGUGACUGAGGCGAAGGAAUUAGUGGCUUAA